Molecule: messenger RNA, 3751 nt
Organism: Cimex lectularius (bed bug)
Lineage: Eukaryota; Metazoa; Arthropoda; Insecta; Hemiptera; Cimicidae
Product: transmembrane channel-like protein 7
Exons: 5
Coding region: 283-2607 (774 amino acids)
Cellular component (GO): plasma membrane
Molecular function (GO): mechanosensitive monoatomic ion channel activity
Source: RefSeq, a predicted model, not a curated record
CAUUCCGAUCCACUCUGAGUUCUGACCCUCGCCCUAAUAAAGGGUUUGUCUUGGUUUUUACCCCCUUUUAUCAUGAUAUCCCGAAAGGAAGGGUUUCGCCUUUUUUCGAGCCGAAUUCCGUGCGAAACGCCCUUAACGAAGGGCCGAACGGGCUGAACGGCACUUUCCGAACAGGAGACAUGCUAAGUGUCAGAAUUGCGUACGCGUACUAUUGUAAACACAAGACGAUGUUUUGAUAUUCGUUAGCUGAAAAUGUAUCUUUUGGAUUAACAUCAAAGUGACAUGUCCGGCGGGGAAAGAAAAAAGCGUAUUGCCCGUGGUACUGGUUGGGAAGAGGCUGGAGGAGAAUUUUACCAAGAGAGCUAUCCGGGUGGUGAAAUUGACUUAGAGGCACUUCCAAGGGACCCCCAUUACUUUGCUACCCUUCUUCCGAGCAAACAGAACCGAGCAGCAACGACGAGGAAGCCACAGAAAGCAGACCCAAAGGCUACUUUCAAGAGAAGAACUUCGACUAGGUCUCGUUAUUAUAACACCAUGGGCCAGAACACAAUCCCUAAUGAUAUCCAUGUCGCUAUGAUGCCUGAUCUGUCAGAAAAUCUGGCGAACGAGGAGACAACUUGGGAAGAAAUGAUGUUAAUUAAAGCAAUGCCAAUAUCAAUGGCUCAAAAAAAGGAAAUAAAAGCAAAACUUCUGAGUGCUGACACAUUUAGACUUCAAGGUUUGAAGCAUUUUAAGUGGCGGAGGAGGAAGUUUUGGGAGUAUAUGAAAAUAAAGAAGAAAGAAUAUUAUAAAACCAUUCAGUUGUGGAGGAAAUGUCUAAGGGCAAUUGAGGGCAACUUCGGUACUGGUGUUGUUGCGUUUUUCUUUUUUAUAAAAUGGCUAAUGUUUUUAAAUUUAACAAUUACUGUUUUAAUUGUCUGUUUUAUAAUUGUGCCCACAUUGUUAAUGAAAGAAACUGAAAACGACCCUUGUAUGCCAAGCAAUGGCACUAUUUCGGUGGCAUGUUGUUCACAGUUGUACUCAAACAACCUGUCUGAUUUUGUAUUUGACCCUUAUGACUUUGCUCAAGGUACUGGUUGGGUAGAGAGGUCGUACAUGUUUUACGGUGUUUAUUCCAGUUCAAUAUUGGAGGACACACUUUUAAAUUACAAUUUGCCAGUCGCUUAUAUAGCGACAGCUCUCGGUUAUUUCCUUUUGAGCCUUUUCGCCAUCUUGAAAGCCGCUGCCAACGGUUUCAAAGAGAGACUGGUAGAAAGUGACGGUCAAUACUACAGAUACUGCAAUAUGAUUUUCUCAGGCUGGGACUUUUGUAUAUAUAACGAGAAAUCUGCGAGUAUUAAGCACAAGGGGCUGUUUUACGAAUUGAAAGACAGUCUCGAAUAUGAGAGAAGAGAAGAUGACAAAAAGAACAGAAGUAGAGAUGAGUAUUGUCGAUUGAUCUCCAUUCGUAUAUUUAUUAACAUGAUCGUUAUUAUUAUUUUAAUAGCUUCUGGGUCUUUGAUAUUUUUCACUUUUCAGUUUUCAUUGAAAGAACUUGAAUUGCACAGAGACAAUCAAACAGAAUACUACAGGCUAUUGCUAGAGUUCAUUCCUUCAUUAUGCAUCGUGGGUUUGAAUCUCAUCAUACCGAAUAUUCUAAACUAUUUGGUCUCACUGGAAAAUUAUUCUCCUAUCUUUGUUGUUAGGAUAACACUCUUCCGUACUAUUUUGCUAAGACUUUCCUCUUUAGGAGUAUUGUUGGCUUCUUUUUAUUCGUUGGUGAAAUGUAGAGUUGGAACAGAAGAGGCCUGUGCUAGUACUUACUGCAGGACUCCCUUGUGUUGGGAAACUUACGUUGGGCAACAACUGUACAAGUUGAUAAUUUUAGAUAUUGUAUCUAACGCCAUAGUCACAUUUUUAAUCAACUUCCCUAGAAUGUUGAUUGCUAAACACAUAAAAUGCAAAUUAGCACGGAUCUUAGGAGCACAAGAAUUUGAACUUCCGAAACAUGUUUUAGACGUUGUUUACAGUCAGACGUUAGUAUGGUUUGGGAGUUUCUAUGCUCCUUUACUCCCAGCUUUGGCGACAGUAUUGUUUUUUCUUGUAUUUUACAUUAAAAAGUUUGCUUGUCUUGUCAACUCUUCACCGUCGACUACUAUUUAUCGAGCUUCUAGAUCUAACUCGAUGUUCAUGUCAGUGCUCCUAGUAUCUUUCUCAGUUGCCGUUAUACCAUGGGCGUACACCAUGUCGGAAAUAGAACCAUCUCGAUCUUGCGGUCCGUUCAGAGGGAGGCCAUCAGUUUGGUCUCUUGUAGAAGAGACUUAUCAAGAAUUCCCUUGCUGGUUGAAGAACACCUUCUCCAGUGUGACAUCAGCGUAUUUCCUUAUACCGGCAUUUUCUCUGCUAAGCUUUUCACUUUACUAUUACUACAUUAUUGCAAAAGAAAAUAAACAGAUGGUGACUGUCCUUAAAAAGCAACUUGUAUUAGAAGGUCAUGACAAACAGUUUCUAUUGGAUCGUUUGAGUGCUUUCAUUAAACAACAUCAAGAAAGACACAAAGCAGCAAGAUCCAUCGAUCCACCCAUUAUUCCGCAUAAUUCAGUUAAUGGUGCUCAUGGAAAUGUUUGAUUUGAAGAGUAAAAGCUGAUUUGAAAACAUGUAUAACUUCAAACCGACCUUUUUCUAUUUCUAAAUGAAACAAAAAUAUUAGGCAAAAGCGAAAGUGAUUUGAUUUACUAUUAAAAUUGUAAACAUACUGUACAAGCAGGUAAAAAAGUAUCAUUAACUCUGCAGCAGGCGCUUAUAUAAAAAUUUGAGAAGUGGGUGAGUGGAGUACUCAGUUCCACAUAUCAUUUUUUGCUUUUUUGUGUGUGUGGAAAAUAAUGACAUGUCUAAUAAUAUGAAAUAAUGACCAUAGUAACAAUUAGAAUGAAAACUACUAGCAUAAAUAUUUAUAAUAUAAAAGACUUGUAAUUAGGAUGACUUAAAUACUUAUUUAAAAAAAUGACAUUUUUCUCAAUUAGCAUUGAUUUAUCAUGAAAAUGUAUUGAUCUCGUCAGAAUCAAAAAUUUUUUAUGGCCAAAAACAUCUAAAAUUUGCAGACUGGAACAAUCAUCUAAAACAGCCAUUAUCUCAUUUUUUUGUAGGUUUUGCAUCUCUUUAUUUUCUACAGUCUUUUGCUUUAUUGGCAUCGAUGUAGUUUUUAGUGAAAAGUCUGUCAUCAAUUGCCUCCGUUGUGUUUGACAAUUUCGCCAAAAUAUAUUGAAAAUUAAAUUAAAAAUAUAUUAAUCUCGGUAUGUAAAUCCCAUGUAACUCUGUUGGUACCUGGUAAAGUUUUUAUAUUUUUGCUCGAGUUUUAUGAGGUAAGGUAGUAGGAUUGCUCAUCCAUAUUAUAUCAUCUUUUCUAAUGAAAAAUGUAUAAUCAGUGUCCACAUUUUCUACAUACAUGUCUUCAUCUAUUUCAUCUUUACUGGCAGAUUUCUCCAGUUCGCCGAAAUGAAUGUCUUGCAUUAUUUAAUUCAUUAUCACUAUCAACUGUACAAUCUAUGAAAUAAUAGGAUUCAUCCGAGAGUUGUUGGAGGGCCUCCAACAUUUUUUCUUAUUUGUUAUACAAAUUUUCAGACCUAACGGGUAAAAAAACAACAAAUUACAAAAAUUGAAUAAAACUAAAAUCAUAGCUAUAAUCCAAGUAAUAUUAAUAUAUACAUAUAAACAUAAAAAAUACCUAUUAUGUAAGUAGGUACAUAUUACAAAGUAAUAUAAAUACAUAUUA